AUGUCAAACUACUACAACCCUCCACCAAACCAAGGCUACGGCGCCGGUCCCUCUGCCGGCGCCGGCGCCCAGAACCUCCAGUUCUACCCCUCCUCCUACGGGCCCGGCGUCCAGGGCCAGGGGAACCCCCAGCAGGCUUCCUACGGAUACGGCGCCCAGCCGGGCGGCCAGUUUGGCGGUGCGGGAUCGCCUGGGUUCGGCGGCGGAUUCGGCGCCGCGCAGGUGUGUCGGGACGCAUGGGCGAGCAGGGCGGUCUGCGCACCGGCUGGCUCGCCGCCUUUUCGACCGAGGGUACGACGGCGAGCCGCCGCUGCUGGAGGAGCUGGGCGUCAACUUCAAGCACAUCCAGACAAAGACCCUCGCCGUCCUCAACCCCUUCCGCCGCAUCGACCAGCACAUCAUGGACGACUCGGACCUCGCAGACCCCAUCCGGCCAUGUUCGUCGCCAUCCGACCGCAUAUAUGGAGCAUGCGCCCUCCUCCAUUCGACUACCCGCUCGCCCUCUUCUACUUCGGCUUCGGCAUUCAUGGGCGUCUUCAGCUUCGCGGGGGGAGGCACCCUUGGUGCGGCGGCGGGCUGGGCUGA
Messenger RNA from Verticillium alfalfae VaMs.102, 585 nucleotides. RefSeq lists its product as hypothetical. The transcript has 3 exons. The coding region runs from base 1 to 585 and encodes 194 amino acids. NCBI's taxonomy places the organism in Eukaryota, Fungi, Ascomycota, Sordariomycetes, Glomerellales, Plectosphaerellaceae. The record is from RefSeq and is a predicted model, not a curated record.